Molecule: messenger RNA, 1805 nt
Organism: Perca fluviatilis (European perch)
Lineage: Eukaryota; Metazoa; Chordata; Actinopteri; Perciformes; Percidae
Gene: bag1
Product: BCL2 associated athanogene 1
Exons: 7
Coding region: 88-711 (207 amino acids)
Biological process (GO): protein stabilization
Cellular component (GO): membrane; cytoplasm; nucleus
Molecular function (GO): protein-folding chaperone binding; adenyl-nucleotide exchange factor activity
Source: RefSeq, a predicted model, not a curated record
CUGUCUGUCCCGGAAGUAGUUAGCUAGGUAGCGAGCAACCGAGCUAGCCGUGUGAUUCAUGUUGUGAAAAGGACGCUAAAAACCAAAAUGUCAGAUCAAACGAUAACAGUGACAGUUGCAUACGGAUCAACUAAGCACAGCAUCACGGUAACUGGCCAAGAUGAUGGCAAGGGCCCCAUUGUCAAAGACCUCGCAGAUGCUCUCACCCAAGCUACUGGAGUUCCUCAAACUUCACAGAAACUCAUCUUUAAAGGAAAAUCACUGAAGGAUGUGGAGGAGAGUCUGUCCAGCUAUGGAAUAAAAGAAGGCUGCAAACUCAUGAUGAUUGGAAAGCGGAACAGUCCUGAGGAGGAAGCUGAACUGAAGAAGCUGAAAGACAUUGAAAAAUCUGUGGAACAGACGGCUAAAAAGCUGGAGAAGGUAGACGGAGAGUUGACCGGACUCAAGAAUGGCUUCCUGGCCAAAGACCUUCAGGCAGAGGCGUUGGGUAAACUGGACCACAGAGUGAAAAUAGCAGCUGAACAGUUCAUGAAGAUCCUGGAGCAGAUAGAUGCUUUGAGUAUCCUAGACAGUUUCAAUGACUGCAAAAUUAAGAAAAAGGGACUUGUAAAGGUGGUGCAGGAUUUCCUGGCCCAGUGUGACAAGAUCGAGGCUUGUAUAUCAGACCACCUCUCAAAGAUCCAGUCAAAAAAUCUUGCCCUGGCGGAGUAGAGUCACAAAGUCUCACAUAUCAUGCUAUACGUUGCUCUGUGAGCAACUGCAAAGUGUACAAAGAGCGUCAAGUGUGGAUGUGAUUCUUGUCUAUUUAUUGUUGGAUUGAUGUGUAUGAGAGAGCCCUCAUCACAGAGAAUCCUGUGAAGGAGGCUGGUUAUUGGCGCUGUUGCUACGUACAUCUGGGAUACGUUCUCUGGGUUAAAGAGAUAUAAGGGGGUGCUCCUCAAGAUAUUGGAACCACAGUCACUCUGUGAAAAGAUCAGAUAAUUGUGAACUGCCAUGACCAAAUGUCAAAUUAUCCACGAUGAUGUCCAAAAAUGGUUGCUAAAAUUCACCAGUUCAUCACCCAGUAUCACAAACUGUACAAUUACUCAUUGUGAUGUACCAACUGUGCAGUGUGGCAUGUUGUACACAUAUGGCCAAAAGUAUGUGGACAUUAAAAAGAAUGAAUCCACCAUGCUAACAGCUUCCACUCUUCUGGGAAGGCUUUUUUUCACAGAAUUGUGGAACCUGGAUUGAGGAAAGUUUCCCUAUUGUCUAAUAUACCAUUUAUUGGAACUAAGGGGCCAACCCCAAACUAGAGCUGAAACCAUUUGUUGAUAGAAAAGCAAUCCGCAACUAUUUUGAUAAUCAUUUAAUGGUUUGUCAUGUGAAAAUGCAAAAUAUUCUCUAACUCCAGCUUCUCACUUGCUGCUUUUCUUUAUCAUAUGUAAUAGUAAUCUGAAUAUUGUGGGCUUUUAGACCCAUAAUCAAUUUGAUGGCAUCAGGAAAAUGUGAUGGCAUUUUCACAACAUUUUAUAGACCAAAGAAUAAAUACAUGUUACUUGCAACCCUAGCCCACACCAUUUAAAAUAGACCAAGAAUUACACAAUGCUGUCCACAAACCUUUGGCCAUGUGUAUAUUUAUUAUUCUACAUUGAGAGUCGGCACUGAGCCAGCACCUUUUGUUUAAUCCAGUGACUGAUCCCGUGUAAUUAUGUAUCUUUGAAAUUAGUGUGAACUGUGGAAUUGUUUAAGCUUUAAACCAUCCCUUAAGACUUACACAUCACAUCUAUUUUCCUUUGUUUUAAAAUAAAAACUUUGAAAAUGAA